AUAAUUGUAUAUUUUUUUUUAGAAACUAAAUUUUGGUUGAAAAAUAUUUUUUAACAAACAUUCACUGGAAUAUAACAUAAAGAAAUUUUUCUAAAAAUACAAAUAUCAAUGUUCACGUUAAAAGUCUUAGUAAAAUAUAAUGGCUCAUAGCAGAGCAACGCCAUCAAAAGACGGAUUAGAUCCAGAAAAUCGUUAUACUUUGCAAGAAAAGAUUGGGAAAGGAUCGUUCGGCGAAGUUUUUAAAGCUAUUGAUUUGAAUACAAGUAAUAUUGUGGCAGCAAAGAUCAUUGAUUUAGAAGAAGCAGAGGAUGAAAUUGAAGAUAUUCAGCAAGAAAUAACAGUUUUGUCCCAAUGUGAUAGCGAGUUUGUUACAAAAUAUUUUGGCUCCUAUUUAAAGGGUACCAAACUAUGGAUAAUCAUGGAGUACUUAGGAGGUGGCUCAGCUUUGGAUUUGAUGAAAGCUGGACCAUUUGAUGAAAUUUAUAUACCUAUUGUACUCCGAGAAGUAUUGAAAGGGUUGGAAUACUUGCAUGCAGAAAGAAAAUUGCAUCGCGAUAUUAAAGCUGCUAAUGUGCUUUUAUCAGAACAAGGAAAUGUAAAACUGGCUGAUUUUGGCGUUGCUGGUCAGUUAACUAAUACAAUGAAUAAAAGAAAUACUUUUGUUGGAACUCCAUUUUGGAUGGCACCUGAAGUUAUUAAGCAAUCAGAGUAUGAUUCCAAGGCUGAUAUGUGGUCACUGGGUAUUACAGCAAUAGAAUUAGCAAAAGGUGAGCCACCACACGCUGAACUGCAUCCAAUGAGAGUGUUAUUUCUUAUACCAAAAAAUAAUCCACCUGAGUUAACAGGAAAUUUUAGUAAAUUAUUUAAAGACUUUGUUUCUUGCUGUUUAAAUAAAGUUCCUCAAGAGCGUCAGUCUGCAAAAGAUUUGCUCAAGCAUAGAUUUAUUAAACAAGCAAGACGCACCGGUACAUUAGUUGAACUUAUAGACAAGUAUAGAAAAUGGAGAAUGAAUGGUGGUGACGACGGAAUUGACUCCGAUGAUGAUAGUAGAAUAGAUUCUUUAAAAGAAGAUCAUUCUCAAGAUCCUUGGAUUUUUACAAUUAAACCGUCUGCUGUAAAUCGACUCCAGGCUCCAGAUAAUUUAUCUUCUACUGUGACUAACAAAACGCACGUGUUUAGUACACCAGUUGAGCUACCGCAGUCAAAAUCACUAUCGAGAAUAUUGUUGCCAAUUUUAGCGCAGUUAAAAGUAAAACAUUCAAAUCGAAUAUCAGUCAUUGAAGAACUUGAAAACAAAAUAAAAACUUCUGAGCAACAGUCUCCUGGUAUAUGCGAUGCUUUCAUAGGCGAAGUAACUGAUAUUGUGAAAAGUGUAAACUCUACUAACAAAAAAGACUAACACUUAGAAUAAAACGUAAUAAGCAAACUAAUCAUUGACAAUUGAAGUUGCCGAUACAUACCAAACAUGAAGUUGUGUUUUAAAAACUGCUAGAAAAUUGUUAGAAGUUAUUUAUUUUAUAUCAGGCACGUAAUUUUGACGCGUACUUUAUAAUAAGACAUGCUGCAAUAUGCAAAAUCACUGACAUUUUGCCAUUUUUUUGCUAUGUGUUAUAUUAUUUUAAAUCUAUUAGCUAUUUAUAUAUAAUUUUUUGCCUAUUGGCUAUUUAUAUAAAAGCGUUUGCCAAAUGAUUUCUAUUAUUUUGGAAAAUAAUAAAAAUUUAUUAUAAUGCAGGUUUAUUCGCUUUUAUAAUACUUUAGCAUGUAUAUUUGUAUUUUUGUGGAAUUUUAAAUGUAAUCCUUUAAAUAAA
Molecule: messenger RNA, 1808 nt
Organism: Hydra vulgaris (swiftwater hydra)
Lineage: Eukaryota; Metazoa; Cnidaria; Hydrozoa; Anthoathecata; Hydridae
Product: serine/threonine-protein kinase 25
Biological process (GO): protein phosphorylation
Cellular component (GO): cytoplasm
Molecular function (GO): protein serine/threonine kinase activity; ATP binding
Source: RefSeq, a predicted model, not a curated record